CACUGAUAUAUGGCACUGAUAGGCAGCACUGACUGGCACUGAUAGGUGGCACUGAUUGGCAGCACUGAUAGGUGGCACUGAUUGGCAUUGAUAGGUGGCACUGAUUGGCAGCACUGACUGGCACUGAUGGGUGACACUGAAAGGCAGCUCAGAUGGGCACUGAUAUGUGGCAUUGAUGUGGCACUGAUGGGCACUGACACAAGGCACUGAUGGACACUAACAGGUGGCACUGCUCGGGCUACACUGAUCAUCAGGGCACACUGAUCAUCAGUGCCCUGAUGAUCACUGUCAGCGUGACAGCUCGAGAGAGAAAUGCUGAUAACCGGCAUUUCCCUGUUUACAUGUCAUCAGCUGUGAUUGGACACAGA
Messenger RNA from Staurois parvus, 368 nucleotides. Lineage: Eukaryota; Metazoa; Chordata; Amphibia; Anura; Ranidae. The record is from the annotation of a GenBank genome assembly.